Molecule: messenger RNA, 1554 nt
Organism: Mercurialis annua (annual mercury)
Lineage: Eukaryota; Viridiplantae; Streptophyta; Magnoliopsida; Malpighiales; Euphorbiaceae
Product: phosphoserine aminotransferase 1, chloroplastic-like
Exons: 1
Coding region: 63-1352 (429 amino acids)
Biological process (GO): L-serine biosynthetic process
Cellular component (GO): chloroplast stroma; cytoplasm
Molecular function (GO): pyridoxal phosphate binding; O-phospho-L-serine:2-oxoglutarate transaminase activity
Source: RefSeq, a predicted model, not a curated record
UUUUUCCGCACUUUCUUUCCUUCUCUUCAUUUCCCCAAAUCUCAGCAAAAAAACACAAAAAAAUGGCAUCAAAACUAACAUCAUCACCCAACUCAUACCUCCUCCAAAACCCUAAUCACCAAACCAAUCUCCUCAAACCCAAACUCAGCAAUCUAACACCUUUCACCCAAAAAACCAAACCCAUUUCCAUCAGAUGUGCAGCCACAUCAACCCCACCAACAACCACCCCAUUUCCCCCAGCCCAAACCCAACAUCUCGACGACGGCCGGAUCUUCAACUUCGCCGCCGGACCCGCCACCCUCCCGGCCAACGUCCUCAAACAGGCCCAAUCAGAGCUCUACAACUGGAAUGGAUCUGGCAUGAGCGUGAUGGAAAUGAGCCACCGUGGCAAAGAAUUUCUCUCCAUCAUUCAAAAAGCUGAAUCCAAUCUCAGGUCUUUGUUAAACAUUCCUGAUAAUUACUCUGUUUUGUUUCUACAAGGUGGUGCCACCACUCAAUUUGCUUCUAUUCCGUUAAAUCUUUGUAAAAAUGAUGAUCCUGUUGAUUUUAUUGUGACGGGUUCUUGGGGUGAUAAGGCCUUUAAAGAAUCCCAAAAAUAUUGCAAAUCGAAGGUGAUUUGGUCUGGUAAAUCUGAUAAGUAUACGAAGAUCCCGUCUUUUAAUGAUUUUGAGCAGUCCCCAGAUGCUAAAUAUUUGCAUAUUUGUGCUAAUGAGACAAUUCAUGGUGUUGAAUUUAAGGAUGAGCACUACCCGAUUGCGAAAAACGGGAUCUUGGUUGCUGAUAUGUCUUCUAACUUUUGCUCUAAGCCGGUUGAUGUUUCGAAAUUCGGUAUAAUUUACGCGGGUGCGCAGAAAAAUGUGGGUCCUUCUGGUGUUACUAUUGUGAUUAUAAGGAAAGAUUUGAUUGGUAAUGCGCAAGAAUCGACUCCCGUGAUGCUUGAUUACAAGAUUCACGAUGAGAACAAUUCGCUUUAUAAUACGCCGCCUUGUUAUUGUAUUUACAUGUGUGGUUUGGUGUUUGAGGAUCUGUUAGCUCAAGGUGGAUUGGAGGAGGUUGAGAAGAAAAAUAAGAAGAAAGGUGAGCUGCUUUAUAAUGCAAUUGAUGAGAGUAACGGGUUUUAUAGAUGCCCGGUUGAUAAAUCUGUUAGGUCGUUGAUGAAUGUGCCAUUUACGCUUGAGAAAUCGGAGUUAGAAGGUGAGUUUAUCAAAGAAGCUGCUAAGGAGAAGAUGGUUCAGCUCAAGGGGCAUAGAUCAGUUGGUGGAAUGAGAGCUAGCAUUUAUAAUGCUAUGCCUUUGGCUGGUGUUGAGAAGUUGGUUGCUUUCAUGAAGGAUUUUCAGGCAAAGCAUGCUUGAAUUCAAAUCCUUUUAGGGUUUGUAUUGAUUGUGUUGUAGGGUUUCUAUGAUAUUUAUUAGAGAUUAUGUAACAUUUUUGGGCUGUUCUGUUUGUUUCUGUUGUGUUGUGUUUUAUCUCAAUGAAUGUGGCAAUUCUUGUCCAAAUUGAUAUCUUGGGCAGUUUGGUCUCUUUAGCUCAAUAAUUCAAGAUUACAUUUGAGUA